ACACACUCCUCCCUCUCUUCCCUCCCUCCCUCUCUCACUGUGGUGCUAGACUGCACAGCUCCUCCACUCACUCGCUGCUGAUUCACCCGCUUGCCUCUCUUCUGCCAGUCGCUCUGCCGUGCUGUGCUCUGCCUGCCUGCCUGCCUGAGAAUGGUCCAGCCGGUGCCUGGGGGUCUGCUGUCGCAGCCUGUCUGAACACACGCGCGAAGAGUUGGUCGACACGCGGAAGCACUCACAUAUUAUCUGGAGAGCAAUGUGAGAGGCUACCUGUCGUUAGUGUGUCUGUGGUUAGGGCCAAUGAUCUGGAAUGUUGUUGUGACUUUGUGGGAGUCAAGGAAGUGCCUUUGUUGAUGUGUGCCGCAGCUUUGACCUGCUUCUACCGCUGAAGCUAUCUUCUCCCCGCCCCUUCUGCCUCGCUCGCUUGCUGCCACAGCUCAAGAAAAGGUGGCCGCACCCUCCUCUGACUACGCUCCGACUCGUUUGUUCAUCUGCCGUCAUCACCAUCUACCCCCUCCCAGUGGGCUAAUCUUCACCUGGACAAGCCCAGUAGCCCAGUCCAAUACAAGGCCCUUGCACAGCAUCACACACCUUGCCUUUACUUACCCUCGCCUUGGACCUUCUAAGCCUCCACACAGUCCUCAGUGUCUUUAAGCCCCCACCCCCAAAAAAGCAGACUACACCCAGAUUAUCACCUCUGUUGCCUGCUUCACCGCAUCUUAACCAGAGGGCUUUCUCUCCAUACUGCUUUGGCACGUGAAUGUUCUAGAGAACAAACAUUAACGAGCAAGAAGAGUGAACAUUCAGGCAGGUUGACUCCUGGAUGAAAUCAAUUUACUGUUUGAGAAGAUGGCACAGUAAAAUUUACAGCCUUACUUAGUCCUGCAACAUUUCACUCUGGACAGUAUCAGUUGAAACCUUUUUUUUUUUAAUGUCAUCUUGACUUUGCAGAUAAUAUCAGCGUAAACCCAAAAAAUUAAGUGAAGUCGUGGAUUAAAACCCAAGCGGUACUUUUUUCAACUCUUAAACCGAUCUCACCUGGGAGAUCGUUACCAUGGCUAUGAACAUAGCGCAGAUCCGCGACACAAAGUGGCUGACGCUCGAGGUAUGCAGGGAGUUCCAGAGGGGCACGUGCUCACGUUCGGACCAGGAGUGCAAGUUCGCUCAUCCGGCUAAGAGUUGCCAGGUGGAAAACGGACGGGUCAUCGCUUGCUUCGACUCGCUCAAGGGGCGCUGUUCCAGAGAAAACUGCAAAUAUCUGCACCCUCCACCACACUUAAAGAACCAGCUGGAGAUCAAUGGCAGGAACAACUUGAUACAGCAGAAGAACAUGGUCAUGUUAGCCCAGCAGAUGCAGCUCGCUAAUGCCAUGAUGCCUGCCACGCAGCUACCGCCUAUGCCCAUGUUCUCAGUGACACCCGGCCUGGCCACCAACGCAAGUGCUGCGGCUGCAGCCGCAGCCGCAGCUUUUAAUCCCUACCUGAGCCCCGUGUCGCCAGGCCUGAUGCCACCAGAGAUUCUGCCCAGCACCCCCGUCCUCAUGGCCUCAAGCCCCACCGUCAGCCAAGUCCCCAAUGCUGCUGCUGCAGCCCAGAAGCUGCUGAGAACAGACAGACUUGAGGUGUGUCGUGAGUACCAGAGGGGUAACUGUUCCCGGGGGGAGGAUGACUGUCGCUUUGCCCACCCUGCCGACAGCACCAUGAUUGAUACGAAUGACAACACGGUGACAGUGUGCAUGGAUUACAUCAAGGGGCGGUGCUCUCGUGAGAAGUGCAAGUACUUCCACCCACCGGCACACCUGCAGGCUAAAAUUAAGGCCACCCAGCACCAGGUGAACCAGGCUUCAGCCGCCGCCGCCAUGACUCAGUCGGCUGUCAAAUCACUGAAGCGACCCCUCGACGCAACCUUUGACCUGGGUAUCGCCCCCAAUGUCAUGGCUCCCCUGCCAAAGCGGGCAGCCCUGGAGAAGGCCAACGGGGCCUCUGCUGUGUUUAACACCGGCAUGCUCCAGUACCAACAGGCCCUGGCCAGCAUGCAGUUUCAGCAGCAGGCUGCUUUUCUCCCAUCAGGCUCAAUAUUGUGCAUGACCCCUGCAGCCGGCGUUGUUCCCAUGAUGCACGGUGGUACGCCAGUCACUGUGUCUGCAGCCACCACAUCUGCCACAAGCGUUCCCUUCGCAACUGCCUCCACCAAUCAGGACUCUUCCCUAUCAAAGUUGACUACCAACGAAUACAUGCAAUUGAUUCCAAUAAUAUCUGCAGAUCAUCUGAGUAGUCACAAGUACUUGACUCAAAUGUAGUUCCUAUCAAGAACAAUCAAAUGAAUGUUUGCUGGCACCGUCCAAGCCAAAACAGUUCAGCCUUUAUUUACAUAAAACUUCAGAAUGUCAAGCAACGGGAAUGAGGAGGGUCUGCCAUCUUUCAAAAACAUCCAGGGUGCGACCCGUGCCAUCUACCCACAUUUAUAAAGCUGAGAGAGAUGAGGACGUCUUGGUGCCUGGGGAUGGGUUAGGGCUAGGGGAGUCAGUGAGUCUCAUCAAACCGCUGUACUGUAUAUCUAAAUCACAGCACUCGAUUGGUUGUAAUUCACUUUAGCGGAUGCAGAGAAGGUCAAAGAGUAGCGUUGCAUGAGUCAAAGUACACCUCUGGUACGUCAGGCGACCAAGAUUUGUUUUUUUUCUAUUCCUUAUUUUUUUGAUGACGUAAUCAGCCAUAUUUCAUCGUUUACAAAUAAGACAUGCACCUUGAAUUUGAAUCGAAAUGAAAACGGCGCAGCCAUUUUGAAACGGGGAAACUGCUGAGACGAUUGAGCCUGUGCAGUAUUGUGUGAGUGUACAGCUACUAGUCAAACUAGACACGAACGGACGGAGGGAUGGAUGAAUACAGUAAAUGAGGGUCGUGGACAUAUGAAUGUUGUGGGUAAACCAACAUACCUGUGUACCUUGAAAGCACAGCCAGGCUUGCUCUUUUCACAUUGUCAUGUGCCAUGGAUGUCAUACAGCUCAAACCAGAGUGUUGUUGUCGCAGCAGUGUUAUUUGUUUACUUAGGGUAAAAUUUCAACAACAACAAAAGUUGUAUGGCUCUUAAUGUUAAGAUUUUUUUUUUUAAUGUUAAUUUUAGAAGAGGGUUUAUUGUGCUAAUUUUUGUGUUCUUUUUAAGUCCUUUAACAAUGACUUUUGAAUGGAAAAAGUAGUUCCUAUUCAUUGACUAGAGUGCUCUUAUUUUUCGUUUGUCUUGUCUUGGAUUAAGUCGUCGCUCAAGUCCGUUGACUCUAAAGCCUGUUGAUGAGGAGGGUUGUUGUUACCUUUGUCCUCUUGUAAAGAGUGCCGACCCUGUUAGAAGCACUGUUGAUCUACGUAGUCAUGGCAAUGAAAGAAAGGUCUUUUAGGUCAUAGUAAACCCCACCAAAAAACAAAAAAAAAACACUUGAAUGAUUGUUUGUCCUAGUCAGAUGUCACCAUGUCGAAUUUAACUGAUGAUUGACGUCCAAUCAUGUGGCUCUUUUCAUCCUUCUGCUGUGAAUUUAAAGUUUUUUCACGAAUAGACAUCCGGUCCAGUUGAACUGGGAGAGCUACCCAUUCCCAGGUCAAAUGAAUUAGAAGUCUAUCACCAUCAAUGUCAGCCAAGGAGUUAAGUAAAGGCAGUGGUUCCCAAUCCAUGCAAAUUAUCCCACAUAAAGAAAACAUUAUUUGACAUCAAAUAAUGUGUGUCACAAUUAUUAGCACCCCUGGUGUUAAUACUUUGUACAACCCCCUUUUGCCAACAAAACGAGGUCUGGGGACUGAGAUGGCCAUGGGAGGAGCUUCAUUUUGUGUCUGGUGAACCAUUUCUGUGUAGAUUUGUCCAUAUGUUUAGGGUCAUUGUCUUGCUGAAAGACCCAGUGACGACCCAUCUUCAGCUUUCGGGCAGAGGGCAACAGAUUUUGAUUUAAAAUGUCCUGGUAUUUCAAAGCAUUCAUGAUGCCAUGCACCCUAACAAGGUUCCCAGGGACUUUGGAAGCGAAACAGCCCCACAGCAUCACUGACCCACCCCCAUACUUCACAGUGGGUAUGAGGUGCUUUUCAGCAUACGCAUCUUUCUUUGAGACCAAGAUUGAGCUUUUUGGCAACAAACACUCUUUAAGUGGGUCUGGCGUGCAAGACAAAAAAAUAUAUAUUUUGCAAUUGUUUUCUACUUACAGUAUAUUAGUUAUUUCAUAGAUUGAAUUUGAAUGAAACUCUGGGGACAUAGCAGAAUUCCAUAUGAACCUUUUACAGAAGUCAAUAAAAUAAAAUAGAAUUUAGGAGCCUGUACCCUUGAAUUUAUGAUAGACGGCAAUGGAUAAUACACAUAAAGAUAAGUUGAAUGAGUAUUUGUCCAACUUAAGUGAUAAUACAGAUUCAUUCAUACUUAGGGUUGCCAACUUCCUGAAAAAAAGUGACACCUCAUUGGUUGUCAAGCUUAAGCUUUUGGGGGUCUGUUUUUUUUUAAAAAAUUUGAAACGUGCAAACAUAAAGUAAACUUUCUUUUUGUAACAACUGCGUUCAAAGUCCUCUGAGCAAUAACAAUUCCACAAAUGAUCUCUCCAAAUAUAAUAGGGAAUAGCACACGAAAUUGAUAGAACACAAAAAUAUAAUACAAAUAGUGAAAAUAAGGUACAUACGUAUAAAAAAAAGCAAGAAAACAAAUGAUCAUUUUAAACAUGCCUUUUACUCCUGCUUCACUCAGACCUCUUGUAUCCCACACUCUUAUGUUAUCUUUCGUUUUCCUCAUGGCAAGUGACAGUAACUUCUCGACCAAUGAAAUGAGUGGGAUUGUCAUUGUUUUGUCUGUCAGUUCAUUGGUCAGGAGAGGCAGGGGAAUAUUCUUGAAAAGCACAAUACCACUAUUCUUUCUGUCUACAAAUAAAACACUUUUUGAUUUUCAUGAAAAUACAGGACAAAGCGCAUCCCUUUUAAGAUUAAUACAGGACGCGCACUUUUGUUUUUGACUACGGGACAAUUUUGUUUUUCGGUUUCAAUAGUUGUCAACCCUAUUUAUACUGGAGGCACAAAUGGCACCCUAUUAAAAAGAUUACCUCUCAGUAUUUAAGGGAGCCAAACCCACUUAAAGCGAAAAACAGGUUUGCAAACUUGGUGUAUGCUGUAUGUUAGUGAGAACAACAUUUUAGCAAGUUCAAAAAAUAAAGACAUUCAUACCAGUAGGAGUUAUAAAAUUAAAAUAAUUAAAUUUGGUCAUCAAACACGGAGUAGUAUAAUUGGCUAUCACAGCAGCCCGCUGAGAUUGGUGGAGAUUUAAUAAAAUAUUCUGCUUAAUUCUAAUUCUAUGAAUACGCGGGAUGUCCCGAUCAGAGUCAUCUGAUUUUGAGGAUCUGCCGAUACUGAGUCCCGAUCCGAUACUGAAUUUUAUUUUUUCUUUUAAUUUGAACAAAAGUUCCAAACAUGUUACAGUCCUGUUCUUUUUACAGUACUUCCUCUUCCGCUUUUUCCGGGAGUGUUGCGAGUAUAAAACGUAUCUAUUUUUGUAAUUUUUUACAAUGACAUUGUAUUUCUGGAUUGUUUUGUUAAUUUUUAGCCCUUAAAAAGUAAAAAAUAAAUAAUUAUAUAAUUCAGGCCUGAACAAUAUUGGAAAAAAUGACCAUUGCGGUAUAUAGUAUAUUGCCAAAGCUCCACAUUUCUUCACCUUUAAUACCGUACUUUUAAUCACUCUCCAUAACAUUCAUAUAGUUUAUAUGAGUGAGUCCACUUUAAUUCACUGAAGCUGCCGACAACAGCCUCUUGACAACGAAGAUUGACUAGACGAUGGUUGACCCAUUCACGACUUUGAUCGUAGCGCUACAAAGCCUUCACUCGCCAGAUCAAAGCUAAAAACCUGUCAAUCAUCGUUAAUAUUAACUAAACUACAGCUGCACUGCUGACCAAAAAAAACUGCAGGAGGGACAGUGAUAGGCUGUGCGAGCAUGAAGCCAAAAAACAUAAAUAUGGCUGAAAACACUCCAGUGACUUGAAGUUCCGCUCUGAGACCCCCAAUUUGGCCAAAUUUAAAAAUUAUCCUAUAUACAUGUGUAAUAUAUCAUUACAAAGCUUAAAAUCUCAAUUUUCUGGGGGAAGAAAAUUUUUUAACGGGAGGGCAUUUUUAUUAUUUUUUUCAAACAGCAAAACCCUAACUGGAGGUAAGAGCAUGAGAGAGCAUAAUUAAAGACGCCAUGAUUUUAACGAGAUAUUAUAGUGUACUUACCUCUUUUCGAUCCAAAAACUCCAUGUAGCGUGUAUCACCGAGUGUCAAGACACAGCUUUGAAUGGCCACAGCCGAAUUUUGGGGGGAUUCUAUGGGUGAAACCUGUUCAUAUAACAAAGGGUUGCGAUGCAGAAAUCGCAGACAUCAAGGAGUGGUCGAGAUUUUCUUUUUCAUUAUUUACCUUUUUUAAUGUUUUUUUUUUUUUUUUUUUUUUCAGUUUUUCUUUGGAUUGAUAAUGUAUCAUCUAUAAUAUUGGGGAAAAUGCGACAGUAUUAUUAUUAUAAUUAUUAUUGUGGCGUAAGUUGUUUAAAAGUUUAAAACAUGCGAGUAAAUAAUUUUUUAAAGUCGUUUUUUUUAAACUAAAUAUUAGACAUUAAUUAAUGAUUCUAAGCUAAAUAUGAACAACAUUUUGAAUAAUAAAUAUAAUUACUUACCUUCUUUUUAUGGCUGGGUUGAAACAAAAGCGGUUGUGCGACGUUUGUAAACUGGGGUCUCCAGGGUAAAACGGACAAAUUAAAAAUAGUUCGGGGGCUUCAUGCACCAUGUAUACGCUAUGGCAGCAUAUAGACAUAUUGUUCAAUCAAACACAACAGUUCUUCUGGCUUAAAAUGCAGCAGUUUAUUUUAAAGAGGGGUGCAAGAGCAGAAACGGCUUUUUCAGUCUUAUCUGUGUUUUCCGCCAUAUAUAUUUAAAAAUUAAAAACCGCAACCCUUUUCACACGAUUCCGAUCCUCUGAAAAAUGGCGCGAUCGGCCUCAUUUCCGAUCACUUGAUCGAAUCGGGACAUCCCUAAGGAAUACUAUACCGACCAGAAUACCAUGUUUUUAUUGUUUGUGGGACAAUUUAGUGUAUUCCAAAUUCCUCCCUGAAGUGUUGUUGGGAACCUCUGCCUUAAGUCCCCCAUUUGAAAAUGACAAAAAGCAACAGUCGUUACAGUAUUUCUCAUCCAGGAAUCUUUUUAUUUCAUCCGUAUUACAUUUGUGUUGAUCGGACUGUUGUGUCGCCAGAGAAGUAUGACUGCGCCUGAGCGAUUGUAUUGUACCUAACAAAGCCUUAGAUGACCAUGAAUGGGUCACGGCCCAAACUUGUCAAUUACCAUGCAGGUAAAGAGCACCAAUGAUGUUUUCUAGUUAUCUCACACGCCGCUUACGAUACGUUUGUGCUUUUCUCUUUCUCUAGAUAACAAUUCUUCUCUUAAAAUCCAUUUAAGAGCUUUUAUUAUGUACUACUUACGGAUUUGAUAUGCAUAGUUGUAGAUGUUUCUUUUUUUUGCCUUACUAUAUUACUAUAUUACUUGACCGCAUCGAUAUAGUCGUCGUAGAUUUUGAGGUUGUUUGACAUUCAUAACUUUUGUUUUCAAAGCAUAUAACUGAUCAUGUUUUAAAUAUUCACAUCAUUCAUAGCUGGAUGUCCUUUUUUUCUUCAGUUGGUGUUACAUUACAAGUUUGUCUAGUUGUCUUUUGAUACGAGGAAUUAGGCAACCGUUUUCCUUGUUGACAUGUCAAAGAUCAUAUUUGAAAGUAUAAUGUAUCAAUCUAAAGAUUGUCCAUGUUUUCGGAUAAACGUUGUUUUCUACUGUAUCCAUUUCAAAAAAGAAAUUGUCGUUUGGUUGGAAAUAUUUCUUAAGUUUGCCCUGAAUGUCAGGCCAAAUAGAGCAGUUAAGAUUUUGGGGUUUUUGGAUAUUAUUAUUAUUUGCUUUUGUUUUGUUUUUCGGGUGGGGGGCGGGGGGGGGGAGUGAUUGGUGAGAAUCGGAGAGAAGACUUUCCCCUGCUGGUGAAGUCAGAAAUGCUGCAGAUGAUGAGUUCUAACCUAAGGGAUGAAGGUUGUGACUUUUUGCACUUCUGUAUAUAGUCAAACAGAGACAAAUGUGUAUCAUAUUGAGAUAUUAUUUUGAAUAAAAUAAAAACAGAUCUAUAAUUAUAAGGAAUUUUGUUAGAUUAAUUUAAAUUCAUAAAUUAGAAGAACAGCUAAAAUUGCUUGCAGAGAAGGGCACUAGUCUCUUGGCCAAUGCAUUCGGCGAAAGCUAUGCGCUUUUUGUCUUCUGUUAUCGGUGGUAUAGUUUUGCCUGGGAAUGUUUUAGGGGGCGUAAUGCCCCCCCGUGUCCUGCUUUACCCACCCCUACAAAUGAUCACAUCACAACAUUUGUUGGCCACAUUGCUGCUCCCACACUUCACUUGAUAUAAAAAAAAAAAUAAAAAAAAAAACAUAAAAUGUAUUCCAUUAUGAUUUGACUGCAUGUAUAACCAUGUAAACAAAAAAAAACAUAGUUGUGUAAGGAAAAAGUUCACAAUAAUCCGUACAGUAGAUAACAUCCACAGUGGGGUGAAAUAACACUUCUGAACAGCUCAUCUUACACUUGUGUGAUAAAAGUUUCCAAGCAAAUAUGUUAUUUAAAGAAUAAUGAAAAUAUAAGCACUCAUCCUACCCAAUACGGUGGUGCCUUGAGAUACGAGUGACCUGGUUUAGUUUACAUGUAUACAUAAGUACAAGGUGUCCCAGAAAAAUGUAUACAUCCCUUUUGCAGCUAAUAAUUUGACACGUACACAUUUGAAUUGCAUUUUUAUACUUCCAUUAGCAGUUGAGAAUGAAUUUUCUUUAAAAAUAAAUAAAUAAAUAAAUGGACACCCUGUACAUACAGUACAUAUAUGUAUUUUUUGCUUUGACUUGCAAGCGGAAGAUUGAGAUAAAAGCACUGUAUGUAAAGGAGUGUGAGGCUCAGUCCCACCCAUUCCUUUCAGUAGUAAACGGGUCAUUUUUUUUAUAGGGUGCCAUCUGGACGAAACGGAGUGGACACUAACAGAGGGGACAUUUUAUGCUAAAGGUAGCCCUUAGCCUUGCUUUGCUAGCAUAAUAGCGAACAUGACUGUGAAUACCUGAUAAGAAAUCUAUCAUUUUACUAAUAAACCAUUUGAAAUUAUUCAAUUCAAUUAAUUUCUUUGAUUUAUAGCUUUAACAGAGAGGGCACGAUAUGAUCACACGAACACAAUAGAGACAUUGACACUUGGGAUGAAACAGAAAACAUUAAUAUAUAUAUAUAUAUUUUUUUAAUUAGGUAAUAUAUUUUAAUUUAAAAACAACACACGAUUAUCGCAGACAAUAAAAUCAAAUAACCCAGAUAGCAGACAGACGUUGAAAUGAUGUUGAAUCGACAUUCCGCCGUCAAUCUUAUAUCGUUGAAUCAACGUUGACAGCCGACGUUGAUUUGUCAUCACUUUUGCACCCUCAAUUAAUGUUGUUCCAACAUUGUAAUCCUUACAAAACCUAAACGUCUUUUCGAUUAUUAAUAAUAUUAGAACAAUGCUGAAUCAAUGUAAUGUUUUCCUAAAUUCCUUCAUUUUCAACCAUGAUGCUAUUAAUGUUUUCAGAUAUGCCCAUAUUUAGAGGUCCUGCUUUAUUUACAAACAAAAGAAACAGCUAUGCUGACUCAUAAAAUAUUAUACAUUAUCGAUAAAAAAACAAAACAAAUAAUUUAAUAAUGAAUAAAUAAUAAAAUAAAAAUUUGGCCAGAUUUCAAAAUUAUUUUUAAUUGAAUCACAACAAUAGAAAACUUCAUUAACCCUCAGUAAAGUUAUUUAAAACUUAAGCCUUCUCCUCACUCUGACAAACUUUGCUACAAACUUUGCCACCAACGUGGUCUGGGAUAUAACGUAGCCACUUCUGCACAACAACAGCAAAUGCAUAUUGUGACGCGGCCAUCCCUAUCUGCCUCUUCAGGGAAUCUGAAAAAUACAAACAAAACGGCAUUCACAGUUAAUUCAUAUCAAGGAAUUCUGCAGGUCUCAUGGGUUAGUUUAACAUACUUCAGUAUUUUGUGGUGAAGUGAGUUUCUUAACCAAUCCUAAACCAAAUUAGGGCUACAUUUGGGAACGGUGCUAGCUAGUUAGCUAGCUACGAUGGAAAAAUGACCGUACUGUCUUUGUAUUCAAUAAAUUAAUUUAGACAAGACUUGAAUGCGUGAUAUCUAGUGAUUUUAGCCUUUUAAUUGGAAAAAGAAUUAUGUUUGUCUGAACUAAGUUAGCUAACAUGAAGGCUAAGUAGGUCUUCGCUUGUAUGCCAAUCACAGCAAAUGCACCGUUUCUUACAGUUUCGGCAACUUUGUCACGUGUCAGGCAAACCGUUUUAUGUACAACUUUGAUGACAAACACGAUUUAUUCUACCGUAAGACAUCAUUGCUGAUAAAGGCUCUGAAGAAACGAAACAGGCCUACCUUUAAAUAUGGCUAUCCUUAAAUGAGGCAUUUCCAGUGGAGUUUGUUUGAGGUGAUACGUCUUCCCGCUCAACCACGAACACAACUAUUUUUUGACCACAACUGCCGUUCAUCCAUAUUUCGAAGACUUUUCAAUCAUAUUUCCCGGUCAAUCAAAAAUCAGUUUGUCAACUUUCAACAGUACAUGUUAACCCAACCAUCAUCUGACACACCAUAGAACAAUUUUGUUUCAACGUCACUGUCAGGUGUCAUCGGUAUUUGCAAUGUUGAUUCAACAUUGUUUAUUGUUGAGAAUUUCAACGUCAACCAUACUGAUUAUUUUGAUGGAAAAUCAGCGUUCAUUCAACGUCAGUCUGCUAUCUGGGAAAUUAUUUGGGAAUGUUUUCUACCUAUAUUAGUUAUUUUAUAGACUGAAUUUGAAUGAAAUACACUAGGGACGUAGCAAAAUUCCAUUACCUUUUACCAGAGGUAAAUUAAAUUAAAAAAAAAAAAUGAAUUCAGGAACCUGUACCCUUUAAUUUACAAUAGAAUUUAUAAUACACUUAAGUUGAAUGAGUGUUUCUCAAACAUUAGUGAAAAUACAGCUUAAUUUAUACUGCAGACACAAAUGACACCCUAUUAAAAAUAACCCAAACACAUAAAUGAUUAUACUUAUUAAGGCAGUGAAUGAAACCAUGUUUGGGGGGUCUGAAACAAUGUCAUUUUACUUUCAUUUUACCUAGGAAAGAUGUUUUGAGCUAAGACGGAACAAAUGGAACACAUCUCAAGGCACCGCUGUACUGUUCCAGAGCCAUAUAUAUUUCCAGCCAACUUAAAAAGCACGUUUUGUUGCUCUUAUCUCUGGACUGUGCACUCAGCAGGUGAAGGCCAGCCACACCAAAUGCACAUUUGGGCAAAGUCAAGUCUUUGAAAUGAAUGUAAAGCGGCUGCUCUAUUGUUGCUAUAGAACCAAAGCACCAGAUUCUCCAAAACAAGACGUUCAGUCUGUAUCUUCCCUGCUGAGGGCACAUAAACACACCAACGCUUUUUGCCAGCUUUUUACCUGUAGGUGCAACUACCACUUAUGUAUUCGCUAACAGUUGCCACACAAUGAUGUCUGAUUUCUUUAUGCACACUUGAUUGUUGCCAUGAUUGACUCUUAUCUGUAUGGAUGAAAAAAAUAAAUAAAACUUUGAUUUGCUCAUGCAACACGA
Corythoichthys intestinalis (scribbled pipefish) is the source of this 11612-nucleotide messenger RNA. It is a transcript of the gene mbnl1, whose product is annotated as muscleblind-like splicing regulator 1. Bases 1052 to 2296 code for a protein of 414 amino acids. The record is from RefSeq and is a predicted model, not a curated record. Gene Ontology annotation, molecular function: RNA binding; metal ion binding. Gene Ontology annotation, cellular component: nucleus. Lineage: Eukaryota; Metazoa; Chordata; Actinopteri; Syngnathiformes; Syngnathidae. Gene Ontology annotation, biological process: regulation of RNA splicing. The transcript is spliced from 13 exons.